Messenger RNA from Agrilus planipennis (emerald ash borer), 1123 nucleotides. RefSeq lists its product as uncharacterized. The coding region runs from base 126 to 632 and encodes 168 amino acids. The record is from RefSeq and is a predicted model, not a curated record. The transcript is spliced from 4 exons. NCBI's taxonomy places the organism in Eukaryota, Metazoa, Arthropoda, Insecta, Coleoptera, Buprestidae.
UUUCUUAUCUAUGGAUGUCGUGGAAUGUCAAAAACAAAAGUCAAUAAAAAUUUUAUUUUGUGAUUAAUGUGGUUAAUAUAAUUAUAAGUUAACCAUUCCUCAUAAAAAACAAUUAUUAAACAAUUAUGUCUAAGGCAAUGAUGGUCAGUGUCAAUGUAAGAAGAUACGAUUUAAUUGAAAAUCCGAGUAUUACAUUUGCCGAGUUAGAAUUAAACGAAACAAUGGAUUAUAAUUUAAUUAAAGGAGAAAUAAAGAAGCAGUUAAACAUUUCAGAUGAACUGACAAUUAAAGUACGAAACGGCAGGAAUGUGCUUUUGCCACUUUCAAAUUUAAUUCAAGGAAGUAACAGCAGUAACGGUUCUUUUUUUCUGGACAUACUGAAAAUUCAUCAUAAUGUACCCACAGUUAAAAGAAGCAUUCACCUACAAGAUGCAUAUCUGGAUGCUAUUAAACAAAAAGUUCACUCAGUGGAAAGUAGACUUGCUCAUGCAGAACAGUUAGUGCCACAGUUGCGAUGGCACCAUCAAACUCGCAUUGAGGAAACUGUACACAAUUUAAGUACAAAGGUGUCUUUCUUAGACAGAAGAAUUGAUGAACUUAUGCCUGCACAGUGGAAAACCCAUACAAUUUGACAAACAACUUCAACACUUGGGUAAAUAUAUAUAGAUGCUCGAUUAACACUGAAAAGAUCCUUAAAGAACUGUUUGUUGCAACAUAAAAACAGCCUUGCAAAUUUCUCUUUUAGACCAUUAAAAAAGUUUGCUUUACUUUACGGAAGUUUAUAUGAAAUAUGAAAUGUUCAGUAGUUCAGCCAAGUUAAUGUUAUUUUAUUUUAUUGUAAUAGUUAUCAUAUUUAACUUCUAAUAAUUGAAUAAUUGUUUUUUAUAAAAAUAUAAUACGGUAUAGGCUGAAACAUUUCCUGUUUACUAUUCUACUUGCUGUAUAUACAUACAUAUGUAAAACUUAGGAAUUCAAUAUACAGUAAAUCAGAAAAAUAUAACUUAAAAAUGAAUAGGUAUUCUAAAACAAAAAAUGAACUAAACAAUGUUACAAAAAUCCAACUGGUGUAUCAAAUGUACAUACAUAUAAGAAAAGUAAAAUUAUAAAGAGAGUUCCUAGCAAA